GCGCAGUGUGUGCGCAGUACCUGACCCACCGACGAACCCCGUAGGCCGUAGCUACCGUCCCCGGCCGGCGCACGGCAACUGUGGUGAUCCAUCCAGAGGAGAUCCCCGGCGGGCCGUAAACACACGCUACGUACGAGACGAGGCUACCGAACCAACGGCCUUCGAGGUUCCCUUCUCCGUUUUCUCAUCCGACUGAUUGACGGCGGAAAGUAGAGCGUUAUUCGCGAGGAACGCGGCAGUAAUCCAUUUUUAUCCCCCAACCUACCUACAUCAUCCGACCUUCAACGACGACGACGACGACGCCGAUACCUACCCCUCCCACGAGCGAGUCCAAACCUUCCAAUCGUCGGCGUAUCAAACCAGAAAUACCAAACCUCCCAACACACACAAAAAGAACAUUCCGAGAUACCCUCCUUUCUUAACAACAACAACAACACAACCGCCACAAUGUCCUUCUUCCGCAUAACCCUCCACCGCUCCGCCAUCGGUCUGCCCAAGCGCACCCACGGCGUGCUCGCCGCCCUCGGUCUCCGUCGCCGCAACCAAACCGUCUUCCACCCCGUCGAACCCCAAUUCGCCGGCAUGCUGAUGAAAGUCAAGGAGCUCGUGCGGGUAGAGGAGGUCCCCCACCGCUUGACCAAGCGCGAGCUGAAGGAUGAGCGCAAGCCGGACGCCGGGUUUGUGGUGGAGAAGCAAGUGAGACGGUUCAUCCCGGGCGUGGGCGUCCAGGACGAAGUGGAUUUCUCCAAGGUGGUGGAGGAGCUGAAGGCGCAGAAAGUUGAGAAUGUCGAAGGGGUGGAGAAGAUGGUGGUGGAGGGAGGGGCGGUGGUCAGGGAUGGUAAGCGGGCUGGGGAUCUGGGCGUGAGGACGAGAAGUGAUUGGGAGGUUAUUGGCAAGAUGAAGAGUGUUUUGCCCAAGGUUAAGGCUCUCUAAGUUCCAAGUUGUUGACAGGGCAAAGGGGGAAGAAUGAAAUGAGGAGGAGGAGGAGGGAUAGGAGGUCGAGAAGGACAGGGAGGGUUGGCAAGACCGCGCCCAGUUUAGCAUAUUGCCAAAUGGUUGGCUGGGCGCAUGGUUCUGUCACUACGUCCCGAGCCAGCUGUUGAAUUUCUUUCGGGACGGGCUUGUGUCUGGGAAAUACUGAGCUCGUGUACUCACUCGGUUGGCUUACCUCGGAUCUCACGCCGUCUAGAAGCACUGCUUUGCUUGCUCGGAUACUCCCGUCUUUCUCGACCACCAUUUUGUACAAUACUGUAUGCUACGAAUUCCACGUAGUAGGACAUCAUCGGGAAUGGAAAAAGCACGUUGGAACAAGUAACUACCUGUGAUCUGCACGGCAGCUAAACAUGCCUGUAGUGAUUAAGAAAAAAGCGAGCAACAAGGACGGAUGUGACUGAAGCGAGAGGUACCUCUUAUCAGGUCAUGAACAUCACCACUGUGUGCGACACCUUAAGGAACUAGACCUCUACUCGGCCCUGAUGAUUAUAUCCACAUAUGCAGAUCAUAUUCACUAUCCACGGACAGACAACGGUCGUUGGCUCUUCACUCAAG
This is a messenger RNA of Neurospora crassa OR74A, 1548 nucleotides long. RefSeq names its product 50S ribosomal protein L30. Gene Ontology annotation, cellular component: mitochondrion; large ribosomal subunit. The record is from RefSeq and is a predicted model, not a curated record. Gene Ontology annotation, molecular function: structural constituent of ribosome. Gene Ontology annotation, biological process: translation. The transcript is spliced from 2 exons. NCBI's taxonomy places the organism in Eukaryota, Fungi, Ascomycota, Sordariomycetes, Sordariales, Sordariaceae. The coding region runs from base 448 to 933 and encodes 161 amino acids.